Molecule: messenger RNA, 756 nt
Organism: Temnothorax curvispinosus
Lineage: Eukaryota; Metazoa; Arthropoda; Insecta; Hymenoptera; Formicidae
Exons: 3
Coding region: 1-756 (251 amino acids)
Source: RefSeq, a predicted model, not a curated record
AUGCAACCCUCAUCGCAACAAAUACCUGCUGGCCCUACCAUUAAAUCUAUUCAACCUGUCAGUGGAGUAAAAGUAGUUAAACAAUCAACUGCAAGACUUGGAUGUCAAAAUAUUGAAGAGACUUCGUCUAGUACUAUGGAAACAAAUAGCAUAGAUCAGGAACGUCAAUCUGUCGCCGAGACGUCUAGUUUUCGUUCUAAUAGCAAGAUUCCUCGAAUAAAGAAUUUUGCAUUAUUGCCUGAAGUUGAAUUUCAGAGCGUUGUUUUAUCACACUUACAAAGUAUUGAGAUUACGUAUGAGCAAAUUCAGUCACAAAUUAAUGUACUUCAGCGACAUAUGAAUUCAGCAGGAAUGGAAACAUGGAAGAAACCUGAAGGGCUACCUAAACUUCCUCUUUCAACUAUGGAACAAUUUGAGGAAAUGGAGAAAUUACUAACAGUUGAAGAAAACUUUAAUUAUUAUCGCAAAAAACUAGCGUCAAUCGGUGGCGAAAAUCAACGUUGCUGUGUGAUGAAUAUGUUACGACUUCUGUUAACCAACGAAUUAGCAACGCACUUUAAUUGGGCUGGACGUAAAAAUAAGAUAGCCUUUAAAGAAAAAAAGAUCAUGGACGUUAUUUAUGAAAGUGCUAGACUUGCCUUUAAUGAGAUAAAUGGACCAUCCACGGGAGAUAAAGUUAUUGCAAAUGCCGUAAAAGAUUGGUUAAAAUUAGCUACGAAUCGGUUAAGCUAUUCUAUUGCUAAAAAACCUACAUAA